AUGACGUCUGACGGGCUGCCUCACACAGGAACCUCUCAGGAUACACAACCAGCUCGCCCAGCCUCGCCCGCAGGUAGCCUCUACGCCAUGAGUGACGACGAAGAGGGAGGGUACAAUACCAUCACUCACACGGAGACUGGACGAGGGGUUAAGCUGCUGUACUCCAAGAGCAAGGUCUACAUACAUCCCACACCCUCCGCCAAGGACAAUAUUCCCGGUUUCAUAGCCCUGUUGCAACAGAAGCCUCCGUCUGGUGCACGACCCUCAGAAGAUUCCCAUGAUUCUCAGUCCAUAGCCUCUGCAGACCUCCUCCUGGCAUGGAUUCCAGAGUCGCAGCUUGGCGAGGCUGCUAGCAUCUAUGUCAAGGUCGACCUAUCUGACGGCGACUCUCCUCCGAAACAGUCCUACCUCGUCCCUCCUCCACCGACUGUUACAACCCACCGUGGCUCCGUUGGCCACUAUGCCUUCGCCAUCCCCGUCAGCGCAGUCUACUCGCUCCUGGUCCGCCCGCCCAGCCUGGGAUGGUGGUUCGGCUCUGUCAUAAUCAAUAGCCGCGCUGGCGACAGCUUUCCGGCACUCUUUUUUCACGACAGCGAGUGCGAGUCGACAAUCCUGCAGAAGAAGAAGCACAUGAAGGACAAGUUCGAUCCGUUCGGGGAGAGCGGGCAGAUGUUCUGGGGCGGCGACGAGGUUCUGAGGUGGCUGAGGGCUUACGUCAAAAUCGAGAGGAGUGUUGCGGAGCCCAACAUCUACCUGGUUGAGCCCAGCAAGGAGGACAGCACGGGCUUCGGCGCCAAACCCACGAGCAGCACGGCCUCGUCCAUCGGUCGCCAGGAUAGCAGCCGCGGUAUCACGAUUGGAGGCGCAGCCGGUGCAAACCGGGGCUCAAGAGCCGGAUCAAGCAGGGAUGCACAGAUGGAUCCGUUCACCAAGUUCGUGAAGGAAACCGGCUGGAACAUCAUGGAGAAGUUUAGCAAGGUCACGACCUUCACGCGCAACGCCGCGAACGAAGUCAUCGACAACCCCCGCAUCCCGCCUCAGGUCAGGAGCCUGCUCCGCAACCCCGAGGUCAAGACGCUGCAGGAUGAGUUUGACAGCGCAAGGAUAUACCUGGCGCGGUGGGCAAUGGGCAUAGCGGAGCAGAGCGAGAGGGACCGCCGCCAGAGGAUAUGGACUGCGCAAGAUGUGAUGGAGAUGGAGGACACGGAUGUCGGUGAAUUUGAGCUGAUAGAGGGGACCAGUACGUUUUCACUGGAGGAGAGGAGGAAAACUGUCAGCAUGAAGGAGUGGCAGACUUUCUUCGAUCCGACAACCGGAAGACUAGCCGUUACGAUCGACGAGGUAAAGGACAGAGUGUUCCACGGUGGCCUCGACCCGGAUGAUGGAGUUCGGAAGGAGGCCUGGCUUUUCUUGCUGGGUGUGUAUGACUGGCAUAGCACCGAGGUCGAGCGCAGGGCCCAGAUUGCAUCCUUGAGAGACGCAUAUGUGAAGCUCAAGGGUGCAUGGUGGGAGCGCCUUGUUGAUCUGGUCCGAACAGAGAAAGAUGUCCACCGCACCGACCGGAACGUGCCAAUCUUUGCAGGCGAGAACAUCCCUCAUCCGGAUCCAGACUCCCCGUUCGCUGAGGUCGGCACCAAUGUGCACAUGGAACAGAUGAAAGACCUGCUGCUCACGUACAACGAGUACAACAAGGAGCUAGGCUAUGUCCAGGGCAUGUCCGACCUGCUUGCGCCCAUCUAUGCCGUCGUGCAAGAUGACGCGGUCGCCUUUUGGGCGUUCCAGCACUUCAUGGAUCGCAUGGAACGCAAUUUUUUGAGAGAUCAGUCCGGCAUGCGCACGCAGCUGACCACGCUCGACCAGCUGGUGCACUUCAUGGACCCUAAGCUGUGGGAACAUCUGGACAAGGCCGACAGCACCAACUUCUUUUUCUUCUUCCGAAUGCUGUUGGUGUGGUACAAGCGCGAGUUCCCUUGGCUGGAUAUACUGCGGCUCUGGGAGGCGCUGUGGACAGACCAUCUGACCAGCAGCUUCCACCUCUUCGUGGCUCUGGCGAUCCUUGAGAAGCAUCGGGACGUGAUCAUGACACACCUGCAGCAUUUUGAUGAGGUGCUCAAAUACAUCAAUGAACUCUCCGGCACCAUCGACCUCGAGUCCACACUCAUCCGCGCCGAGGCCCUCUUCCACAAGUUCAAGCGUCUCAUUGAGGCCAUCGACAAGAAACCCAACUUCCCCGCGCCGCGCUUCACCCUGUCCACUGCCGCGCCGUCUCUACUGGCUGCCAGCAGCAGCAGCGGGUCUUCCACCCCAAACGGCCAGCAGAACAAGGGCAAGCAGGCCGAGCCUGAGCCCAAAAAGGUCAUCACGCCUGAGCUGCGGCGUCUGCUGAGCAAGGAAGUUGUGGUCCUGCCGAGGAAAGAGGUCGCGAAGCAGGGUGACGGGUUCUUGGCGAAACCGGACCAGGCGCACACGCGAUGAGCGGGUUCAGUCAAGGAAUUGAGUAUCUGGCAGUGUAAAGGCAAUAGGAAACCACAAAAUGGCGGCAGCGGUGGUGUUUGAAUCAUAAAGCUGUAUAUAUUACAUGGGCAUAUUUCAGCAUCGGCGUUAUGAGGCUAGGGCGCUUGCUGGAUCAUGAUUGUGGGCGUGUUUGGGCUAUUCCUGUGGAGGAUAAUGAGAGCCAUGAAUGCAUCACUUUGAUUCCUCUUCC
This is a messenger RNA of Cryphonectria parasitica EP155, 2704 nucleotides long. Its product is annotated as RabGAP/TBC. Bases 1 to 2475 code for a protein of 824 amino acids. Gene Ontology annotation, molecular function: GTPase activator activity. Gene Ontology annotation, biological process: activation of GTPase activity. Lineage: Eukaryota; Fungi; Ascomycota; Sordariomycetes; Diaporthales; Cryphonectriaceae. The record is from RefSeq and is a predicted model, not a curated record. The transcript has 4 exons.